AUGGCGAGCUCGCAGGCCCUCCCCGAUUUCGAUGAUCUACCUCCGGUUGAGGGCAUGCCAAAGGGCUGCGCUUGGGGUUUGUUUGACAAAGAUGGGAAGAAAGACCUCCUUGGCACCCUAAAUCUCUUGACGCCCGAAGUUGUAAGGGGUGCCGCUGCCGAGGUGAAGGAUGGAGUUUCCAUCUCACUCAACUUGCCUAUCAACUUGCUGGAGUCCGUCCCGAUGCCCGGCAGGAAAAAACCAGAACAUAACAUCAUGACCUUGCAGGAAGCUGGAUUGUCGGCUGGCCAUGGCUUCGACGAUGAAGUGUCUUUCAACACCCAGUGCUGCACGCAAUGGGACUCGCUAGUCCACUGGCAGCACCAACCAUCCGGUCUCGCCUACAACGGAUUCAAACCGACGAAGGAGCUUCUUUCGGUCAACUCCACGUCCGAAAACAUCCUGCCCACCCUCGACCAUUGGCACUCCCGUGGGGGUUUAGUCGGCCGAGGCGUUUUGAUCGAUUACAAGGAGUAUGCGGCAGCAAAGGGAAUCGACUAUGACCCUUUGAAUGGCUACAGAAUUACCGUUCAGGACAUCGAAGACGUCGCGAAGCACCAAGGGGUCGAGUUCAAGACGGGCGAUAUCCUCCUAAUCAGAACCGGGUUUGCUGACGCUCUUCUGAGCCAACACCCCGGUGAGGUCUUCUCAAAGUUGGCUGUUGGUCUAGUUGGCAUCCAUGGGUCCGAGGAUACGGCUCGAUGGUUCUGGAAUAAACACUUUGCAGCGGCCGCGACGGAUACUCCAGCUUUCGAGGCCUUCCCACCCUUAAAGGAAGAUGGAACAGUAGCGAGCCUCGAGGAUCUUGUUUUACACCCAUACCUCCUCAGCCUAUUUGGUAUGCCGAUCGGAGAGUAUUGGAAUCUCAAGGACCUGGGAGACUAUUGCAAGGAGGCUGGGAGGUACGCCUUUAUGCUGUCGUCUAGCCCACUGAAUGUGCCUGGUCUUGUUGGAUCUCCCCCAAAUGCGCUGGCUAUUUUGUGA
This is a messenger RNA of Scedosporium apiospermum, 1023 nucleotides long. RefSeq lists its product as uncharacterized. The transcript has 3 exons. Lineage: Eukaryota; Fungi; Ascomycota; Sordariomycetes; Microascales; Microascaceae. The record is from RefSeq and is a predicted model, not a curated record. Gene Ontology annotation, molecular function: arylformamidase activity. The coding region runs from base 1 to 1023 and encodes 340 amino acids.